CAUGCUCGCGAGAGUUUGAGGUGAAUUUCCUUCCGUGCCUGAGUGGCUCAUGCGAGUGGGACUCUCAGAGUCGGGGCCCGAGAAGGUGGGACCACGGUCGGUUCCCGAGUUCCGGGGCAAAGGGGUUUGCGACGGACGGAAAGCAUGGAAGAGAUAAGGGAGGGUACGAAACUGCUGAGCUCCAGUGAUGUGGCCAGACUUCAGGAAGAGCAUGGAAAGGUGGUCAGCAGCUGCAAGGAAAAAAUCCAACACUGGAGUAAGGUUGAAAGCGACUAUGAAGCACUUCAAGAGCGACUAGGCACAUUGCCAGACAAGCUGUCGUAUGAAAUCAUGGUACCUUUUGGCCCACUCGCCUUUAUGCCAGGGAAACUUGUCAAAACUAACGAAGUUACCGUUUUGCUUGGGGACAGCUGGUUUGCUAAGUGCUCAGCUAAACAAGCUGUUGGCCUUAUUGCCCACAGGAAAAAACAUGUUAGGAAAACAAUAGAAGAUCUGCAAGCAGUUGCAAAGAACUUUGAAUCUAAAGCCGUCUUUACGAAAGAUCUGCAAAGCAUGAGUGACGAACAUGGGGAUUUAUUUGACAUUCAAGAAGAAGCAAAUAAGGAUACAGCAUUUACUAAAGGAAGCCACCGCAUUGCACACAAGCCUCAUUCAAAACCAAAGGUACCUGACUGUUUUGAAGAGGAGGUUGCAGAACAUGAAAUGGGAACAAAACCUAAAACCACGUUUUUAGACAAUGAGGAACUGUGGGCAAGAUUGGAAGAGCUUGAACGGGAAGAAGAGUUACGUGGAGAGCUUAAUAAUAUUGAUGAGAUACAAAAUGGAAUAGAUCUAGGAUUUUCUGAAGAAGACAAAGAGAAUCGAAAAACUGAUCUUAAUGUGUCCCAAGAAGUGAGAGAAUCUCCAACUCAGGGAAAUUAUCUAAAUACAAAAUCAGAGUCGGCAGUGAACACCAGUGGUAUCAGUGUUUCAGUUUCACACCAGAGUGAUGGUGAAGAUGACUCCGGCUUCAUUAAAAACUCUGUGGCAACCAUACAUUUUCUGCACACAGUUGAACCAAAAAGAGUAAGAAUAAACACUGGAAAAAACACUACUUUAAAAUUUAGCGAAAGAAAAGAGGAAGCCAAAAGGAAAAGAAAAAACAGUAAUGGGAAUGGCCAAUCAGUUCCAGAGCUGCCCACUAUAAAAACACCGGCAGAUGUAUAUAGAGUGUUUGUUGAUGUUGUAAAUGGUGAAUAUAUCCCCCGAAAAUCCAUUAUGAAGUCUCGUAGCAGAGAGAACAGCGUUUGCAGCGAUACUAGUGAGAGCAGUGCACCAGAGUUUGAUGAAAGAAGGACUUACUUAAGAAAUGUUAGCUUUGAGGAGAAUGCAUUUAGUGACCACAGUGACAGCUUUCAUGAAGAAGAGGACCGUGUCCAGAAGAAACUGUCUCCAGUUAAUGGUCCUUUAGAGGCCUUUUCUGGUACUGUAAUAGAAAAAGAACUUUUAUUUUCCUCUGUGCCAGUCACAAGCAUUGCCCAUCCAGCUUUGCCAACAAUCCAAGAGAAAAAGGCUGAGGAACAGAUAACAGAUGUACCUGAAGAAAGCACAAAACGAGUUUCAAAGUUCAAAGCUGCAAGAAUACAACAGAAAAAAUAACUUUUGUGUCAAUCUAUUUCAUUAAUCUUUUCUCAGUAUUGAGAACAUAGAGCAGGGCUGGAUUUUGUUUACAAGCCAGAGGUGCUAUAUUGCACUCUCCUUUGCACCCAAAGGGUUAUCACAGUUAAAAAAUCAUAUUUUUUCUUUUUAUUCUUAUAUUUCGAUAAUUUUUCAAUGUGAUUUUUUUUAAAAAAUAUGCAAUGGAAAAGAAAUUAGCAUAUAUAAGCACUUUUUAUGUGAGCAUCGUGUGCUCCUCCGAUUUGUGGGAACUUUAGAGUUAAGCCAACCUUUUACUGAAUAAUAACGUCUUCUUGUUAUUAAGCCUAGUAUUAUAUCAUCUGCAGAGAUACCCAACACUGAGGCCAAAGGUGAACUAUUCUUGUGACCUUUAAAUGAUUUUUUAAAAAUAUUUAUAUUUGGUGUUCUUUGCUAAAUUUUUGUGCUACAUGGAAGCCACAGAUGAUAAAAAGCUUCUGCCUUAGGAUGACAUUAGCUAAUGAUACUUUGUUAUCUGAUUGUUAAGCAACUCUGUUCUGGGGUUUAGACAAACUAGAGUAUAU
Messenger RNA from Xenopus tropicalis (tropical clawed frog), 2198 nucleotides. It is a transcript of the gene uri1, whose product is annotated as URI1 prefoldin-like chaperone. Gene Ontology annotation, cellular component: nucleus; dendrite; cytoplasm. The record is from RefSeq and is a predicted model, not a curated record. The transcript is spliced from 11 exons. Lineage: Eukaryota; Metazoa; Chordata; Amphibia; Anura; Pipidae. Bases 145 to 1638 code for a protein of 497 amino acids.